Molecule: messenger RNA, 722 nt
Organism: Styela clava
Lineage: Eukaryota; Metazoa; Chordata; Ascidiacea; Stolidobranchia; Styelidae
Product: UPF0669 protein v1g209471-like
Source: RefSeq, a predicted model, not a curated record
GAAAAUUAUAAUCUCUAAAGAAAUUUUUGGCAUUUUGCAUAUUGAUAAUCAUUUAUAAAUGAAGUUUGUGAUCUCAAUCUUGUUUGCAACCAUUUUUAACUCCUGCAGCGGAUAUUAUAAUGAUGAGCAUCUACUUCAUGUUCAGACCUUUACAGGUCAGGUUGGAAGUGGGAAUUUCUCAUAUUACAGGUUAAUGCUCGAAGGUUGUGUCAUAGUUCAACUCGAAACCAUGACGGGAGAUGCAGAUUUGUAUGUGUCAUCCUCAUCACUAAAGCCAACAUGGGAAUCAUAUGACCUGAAAUCAACCACUUGUGGUAUUGAUGAAGUGGUAAUAUACCCAAGCCAAGUUAGGCCCAUUGGUAUUGGGGUAUAUGGUUAUAUCCUGGAUGAACUGAACACUUUUCAGCUUGGUGUCUACAUUGAUCCGAAAUAUAUAGAACCUUAUCCAGAAUCUGACAAUGCAGAAAAAUAUAGAUCCCUCACAGAUGAAAAGUUAACACCAUUACCACCUGGAAAUAUGGAGGAAGAAGUUGAAGGGGAAUCUUUGCUUUGGACAAUAUUUGUUGGUUUUCUUAAAAUAUUAUUUGAUGUGCUCCUAUAGUUUAUGAAUUAUAAAAUAUUUAGCCUUUUUGUUAUUGAAGAAUCUUUGUAUCAUAUAUUUAUGUGUUGCUGAAGCUGCAGUUAUGGACAAGAUCAAGUUCAAGAAUAUACCGAAAAAAUAA